Messenger RNA from Camponotus floridanus (Florida carpenter ant), 4836 nucleotides. It is a transcript of the gene Src42A, whose product is annotated as tyrosine-protein kinase Src42A. NCBI's taxonomy places the organism in Eukaryota, Metazoa, Arthropoda, Insecta, Hymenoptera, Formicidae. Gene Ontology annotation, cellular component: extrinsic component of cytoplasmic side of plasma membrane. Gene Ontology annotation, biological process: protein phosphorylation; cell differentiation; cell surface receptor protein tyrosine kinase signaling pathway. The record is from RefSeq and is a predicted model, not a curated record. Bases 1110 to 2630 code for a protein of 506 amino acids. The transcript is spliced from 6 exons. Gene Ontology annotation, molecular function: ATP binding; signaling receptor binding; non-membrane spanning protein tyrosine kinase activity.
CGCUGUCCUGAUUCCUGAUCAGUCCUGUCCAGUCCUGCAAUCGUGUGGCUUUCUCCGCUAGUCGCGAGCUGACACCGAUACGCGUGUGUUUGUGCGACCUGGGGAUUCGAAUGUGGAAACUUCCACGUGUUAUCGCUACGCACCGAGGUCUCGCGCGACGUGUCUGUCGCGUUUCGGGAAUGCACGAGGCGCGAAUGAUAAUAAGGCUAACGACAGAUCUCGUCUUUACGGGACGCUCGCGAUAACGUAACAACAUCGUCUGUCGGAUCCAGCACGGACUGGGAAUUGGGCGUGUGUCGCGUAUGAGAAGGCAACGCGCGCGCGCGCGCGCACACAUACACACACACCCGCGGGACACGCACGCUGGGCUUUUGACGGAUCCGUGACUAUUCGCCCUGCAAUGGCGCCUGGCGACUCGCCUACUUUCUAAGCUCGCGGUGAGAGGGGCCGAUCUGUCUCGCGUUCCACAAGCCGGAUUGUCGGACACUGCACGUAAUCUACCCUACUGUUGAAGACACUCCGGAGCUCGGAAGAGUCCGCGUCUAGAGUCCUCUUUCUCCCGACCGAAUAUAAUAAACGUGCGCGCGUGCAAUCUGCCCCUGGCGAUGCAUCAGCCUCGCGACAGGACGCGCCAGGAGUCCAGGAUAUCCGGAGAAUGUGCGGCACCGCCUCGGGGCCUCUCCUCGCGGAUGUGAUCCUUUCGUCAUCGCGGCUCAUCCCCCUUCGCGACAACCGACCGACGAUCUCGCGGCCUGCCCCGCGGCCCCGCGCUCUGUUGUCAUCGGGACGACACAGCUGACAUACGUCUCGCAGUUAUGGUACCCUGGUCUUACGAAUCCUGCCGCUGUGUUUCGUAGAUCCCUCGUUGGAGAUGCCCGACACGCGGAUCGAUCUACGACGGUGACUGAACAAGUCUGGACUCUCUCGAUACCUCUCGACCGUUCGACGCCUAGAGACUUAGCUUCGAACUGUAACGCGUUCCCUGGUGCGAGUCUUGGUGCGGCGAUUUCGCUCGCGUCGUUAAAUGCGAACGACGACGUGUAUCGUGGGCAAGAAAUCACCUUCGCAGGAUCGCGUAGUCUCGGGAUAGGGACAAGGACGAAUCAAACAUGGGGAACUGCUGCAGCAACCCGAUCGAGGAGAACGAUAAACCGGACAGGAUCGUCAACCCCAUCGAGGCGGUCGCGUCGCAGGUGAAUCCGGUGCCGACCCCGCCGCCCGAUCCCAUCAGGCCGAUCCCGCAGAUCCCGGAUACGGACAUCGCCACCGCAAAGAUAUUCGUCGCUCUCUACGAUUACGACGCUCGCACGGACGAAGAUCUGAGCUUCAGGAAAGGGGAGCACUUGGAGAUAAUCAAUGAUACCCAGGGCGACUGGUGGCUCGCCAAGAGCAAGAGGACCAGGCAGGAGGGCUACAUUCCUAGUAACUACGUCGCCAAACUCAAGUCGAUCGAGGCGGAACCAUGGUAUUUCAGGAAGAUUAAGCGAAUUGAGGCCGAGAAAAAAUUGCUUCUACCGGAAAACGAUCAUGGCGCGUUUCUGAUAAGAGAUUCCGAGAGCCGACACAACGAUUACUCCCUUUCAGUGCGAGACGGUGACACGGUGAAGCAUUAUCGUAUCCGCCAAUUGGACGAGGGUGGCUUCUUCAUCGCCAGGCGAACCACUUUCAGGAAUCUGCAGGAUCUCGUGGAGCACUACAGCAAGGAUGCGGACGGCCUGUGCGUUAAUCUGUGCAAGCCCUGUGUGCAAGUUGAGAAACCCGUAACGGAGGGCCUGAGUCACCGUACACGGGACCAAUGGGAGAUUGAUCGUUCGUCGCUAAAAUUCCUGAGAAAAUUGGGCCAGGGACAAUUUGGCGAAGUCUGGGAAGGUUUGUGGAACAACACCACGCCAGUGGCGAUAAAAACGCUCAAGCCGGGUACCAUGGACCCGAAAGACUUCCUCGCCGAGGCGCAAAUCAUGAAAAAGCUCCGACACGCCAAGUUGAUUCAAUUGUAUGCUGUGUGUACGAUGGAGGAGCCGAUCUACAUUAUCACGGAACUGAUGAGGAAUGGCAGUUUACUGGAAUACCUACAAGGUAUGCAAGGAAAGGGUAGAAGUAUAAAAUUGCAACAACUGAUCGACAUGGCCGCGCAAAUAGCUGCUGGUAUGGCAUACUUGGAGUCGCAGAAUUACAUCCAUCGAGAUUUAGCUGCUCGUAACGUUCUCGUAGCAGACGGAAACGUUGUUAAAAUCGCAGACUUUGGCUUGGCUAGACUUAUUAAAGAAGAUGAGUACGAGGCUAGAAUAGGAGCACGCUUCCCCAUCAAGUGGACCGCGCCUGAAGCCGCCAAUUACAGCAAAUUUAGUAUUAAAUCUGACGUAUGGUCGUUUGGUAUUCUCCUUACCGAAUUGGUCACGUAUGGCAGAAUACCUUAUCCAGGUAUGACAAAUGCUGAAGUUCUUCAUCAAGUGGAGCACGGUUAUAGAAUGCCAAAUCCACCCAAUUGUCCUGAGACGCUUUAUAAUAUCAUGUUGGAAUGCUGGAACAAAGAUCCUAUGAAGAGACCGACGUUCGAGACACUUCAGUGGAAACUCGAAGACUUCUUUACCAUGGAAGGUUCUGAAUACAAAGAAGCGUCUGCGUAUUAAAGGACAUUUCUUCGCAAAAAUGAUUCUUCCUUUAUAUUACCCUAUUUUUUAAAAGCGGCGAUCGAUGUUGUUAUAUCGAUGGCGAUCAUUAUGAUCUUCAUUGAUCUAUUUGCGACGCAAGUUUUUUGAAAAAAUAUCGUGACUUUUAUACUCGAAGGAUCUUGAUUAUUUUGUGGACGAUAAAUGAUAGUAUGAUUUUAUUUAAUAUAAUUUUUUUCUUUUUCUCUAUCUUUUCUGUUUUUUUUCUUUUUUUUUUUACAUUCUCGUCUUCGCCCAUUGUAUCUGCCAUAAACUCUCGAAGAUUAAUAUUUGUAUAUUUUUACUUAUAUGACUUGACGUAUACAUUGGCAUUUUGAUAUGCUCUAUCAGGAGCGCGACGACGAGGUUUUAGAUAUCGUUUUAAACCGCAGUAAGAAUGUUAUACACACAUAGACGUUAAAUGGCCUUUGUAAAAUCGUUUAUAAGUGUCAGUUAAUGUGAGGUAGCGACCUCGAUCAUUCGGGUAGAGAUGACAAUUCCGAAUGAUGAUGCCGCGCAAUCGGCAAUAGUAGCGAUGUAAUAUAUUCAUGUGUACGAUAUUGUAUACUUUCCGUAUUACAAUUCCCGUAUGCAUUACGAAGAGAUGAUCAAGAGUCAAUCUUUUGAUAAAACUACCGACAAUUAAAAGGACAAAAUGACGGACCACGGAUGCACAACUUUAUCAUUCCUUCUCGCUCGAACGUGACGAUUCGGAAUUUAUUACGACGAAUCUUUAUGAAACGGAUAUACGAAAGUUUCGCCGACGAAAUAAUCUCGCGCUUGCAUGUAUGUGCGAAGAUUGGGAAUUUAUUAACCGGUCCGUCCAAGAGAAUGCGGAAGACUGUGUCCUUGCGGCGACUGCGUCGAACGACGUUAUGCUCUUUCGUCUAUUUGUCACGAAACGAUUAGUACUGACUCAGCUAACUGCCAGCUAACGUUUUCUAAAGUACACUUGUUACUUGUAACGUAUAAGAUCACUUUCCGGAAGUACGCGAGAGAAUAUGCAUCUGCAAAUGCACAUUCAAAUAUCUGUGUAUCGGGAAUGUUUGCUAUGAAAACGUGGAGAAUCAGUAUAUUGUCAAAUAUUUUUUAAGUAUUCCGAAAAGAAAAUGUAUUUACAUCACAUUGUUAAUCUUUUGUGGUCUCAAGCCGGGAUAUUCCUGGCACACGGGUUACCCGUUUGAAGGUAUAGUAUGAUUUUUUUUUAUAUUAUCACACUCGCAUCAGAUCAACUGUAGAAUUAUGCUAAAUACUUGGAUGACACAACACAAUUGUCUGUUUAUAUAAGAAAUAAACGUAGUUUAUCGCAAAUAGUUUGUUACAACAAGAGUUUAGAUUCUUCCGGUUUUAUAUCAUUUGUUUAUUUUCCCGAAAUAUAUUAAAUAUUAUACAUUUAUUAUAUUUAUUAAUUUUUGUACAUUGAAAAUGAACCAGUUGCACAUCAUGCGAAUGUAAUAGACUAAGGGGAAAUAUGCCACCGGCUGGCUUCAGACCGCAAAGAAUUGAUCAUUAUUCGGCUAUCCAUGUGUGUUAUCUCGAAUUUAUCAUUUUUAUAUAUUUUUAUAUAUCGUGUUUAAACGUUUUAUUAUACUCAUUUAUCGCGCGAUUUUUCACGUUAACGAAUGCGUGACUCGAAUAAUUAAAAGUAAUAAUUAUUAUGCGAAUAAAAGUAAGUGGAUAUUAAAUAUACUUCAUAUAUGUAUGCAUCUAUAAUGGUAAAUAAUGUAAAAUUAUAUAUAGAUAUUUUAGCAAUACCUUACUCUCUUUUAAUACAUGUGCGCACGCGUGCGCCCUACACACACACACAUAUACACAUACAAAGAUAUGUAUGGAAUGUGCCAAAAAGUCAUCGCCAUUCCUUUCGCCUAUACAUUCUACGACGAAUUUUAAGUCGAUUUUUAUUGCAGUAAAAAUUUUAUUGUGAAGAUUCUCUUUGUGGUUUAAAAGUUGCAUUUUAAUAAAGUAUCUUAACAAUAAAAUGUCAAAAUAAUGUGCUAGUAAAAAUAUUCUAGAACUACUCUAGAAAAGUCGAUUCAAAUUUCGUCAGAGAAUAUGCCUCGGAGAUUUGAUGCAGAUCUCUUAUUAAACACUCUAUACACAUGCAUCUUCUGUUCUGAAGAGGUCAGAGCUGUGUUAAUAGUACCAAAUUGAAUUUCAAAGAGGUGUGCUCACAGGCGGUAUCAUUAAU